Molecule: messenger RNA, 3137 nt
Organism: Camelina sativa (false flax)
Lineage: Eukaryota; Viridiplantae; Streptophyta; Magnoliopsida; Brassicales; Brassicaceae
Source: RefSeq, a predicted model, not a curated record
AUGAGGCUCAUUAUUGUCUCUACUUUUACAUUCGCUCAACCUCCAUCUUCAACAUCAUGUGAUCGAAUCUGUGGAGGAAUAUCGAUUCCUUUCCCUUUUGGAAUCGGACGAAGAGAAUGUUAUCUCAACGACUGGUACGAGGUUGUCUGUAACACCACCACCUCCGGUACAAGUAAAACCAUAGCUCCGUUCCUCUCUAAGAUCAACAGAGAGUUAGUUAGCAUCACUCCUCGAAACAGCAUCGACACUUCCCACGGAGUUGUUCACGUCAAAUCUCCGGUGACUUCUUCCGGCUGUUCUCAACGACCCGUAAAGCCUCUUCCUUUAAACCUCACCGGUAAAGGAAGCCCCUUUUUCAUCACCGACUCGAAUCGUCUCGUCUCAGUAGGUUGUGACACCAGAGCAUUGAUUACAGACAUCGAAUCUCAGAUCACAGGAUGCGAAUCCAGCUGCGACGGAAACAAGAGUCGUUUAGACUCAGACAAGAUCUGCGGUGGUUACAGAUGUUGUCAAGCGAAGAUUCAGGCGGAUAGACCGCAAGUUAUCGGCGUUAACCUAGAAAGCUCCGGCGGUAACACAACUCAAGGAGGUGACUGUAAAGUUGCUUUCUUGACGAACGAGACUUACUCUCCGGGGAAUGUUACAGAGCCGGAGCAGUUUUAUACUAAUGGGUUUACUGUGAUUGAGCUUGGUUGGUACUUUGAUACAUCGGAUUCUCGGUUAACGAAACCAGUGGGUUGUGUGAAUUUAACGGAAACUAGGAUUUACACGAGUGCACCGAGCUGUAGAGGGAGACUUUUUCUCUGUGUUCUACUCUCUUUCCUAACUCUGUUCAUCAAUGGCGGCCCUUUGAUAACGACAGCUCAACCUCCAUCUUCAACAUCAUGUGAUCGAAUCUGUGGAGGAAUAUCGAUUCCUUUCCCUUUUGGAAUCGGACGAAGAGAAUGUUAUCUCAACGACUGGUACGAGGUUGUCUGUAACACCACCACCUCCGGUACAAGUAAAACCAUAGCUCCGUUCCUCUCUAAGAUCAACAGAGAGUUAGUUAGCAUCACUCCUCGAAACAGCAUCGACACUUCCCACGGAGUUGUUCACGUCAAAUCUCCGGUGACUUCUUCCGGCUGUUCUCAACGACCCGUAAAGCCUCUUCCUUUAAACCUCACCGGUAAAGGAAGCCCCUUUUUCAUCACCGACUCGAAUCGUCUCGUCUCAGUAGGUUGUGACACCAGAGCAUUGAUUACAGACAUCGAAUCUCAGAUCACAGGAUGCGAAUCCAGCUGCGACGGAAACAAGAGUCGUUUAGACUCAGACAAGAUCUGCGGUGGUUACAGAUGUUGUCAAGCGAAGAUUCAGGCGGAUAGACCGCAAGUUAUCGGCGUUAACCUAGAAAGCUCCGGCGGUAACACAACUCAAGGAGGUGACUGUAAAGUUGCUUUCUUGACGAACGAGACUUACUCUCCGGGGAAUGUUACAGAGCCGGAGCAGUUUUAUACUAAUGGGUUUACUGUGAUUGAGCUUGGUUGGUACUUUGAUACAUCGGAUUCUCGGUUAACGAAACCAGUGGGUUGUGUGAAUUUAACGGAAACUAGGAUUUACACGAGUGCACCGAGCUGUGUUUGUGAGUAUGGUUACUUCUCUGGGUUUGGUUACAGCAACUGUUACUGCAAUGACAUUGGUUACAGAGGGAAUCCAUAUCUUCCUAGUGGAUGUAGUGACAUUGAUGAAUGUGAGGAAGGAAAAGGACGAGACAGCUGUGGAGAGCAAACUUGUGUGAAUGUUCCUGGAUCGUGGAGGUGCGAGCCGAAAGAAGCAGAGAAGAUCAAGCCAGUGAUUCAAGGUCUUGUUCUAGGUUUGGCACUGUUGUUCUUGGUUCUUGGGAUAUGGGGAUUGAUCAAAUUCAUUAAGAAGAGAAGGAAGAUUAUCCGAAAGAGGAUGCUCUUUAAACGUAAUGGAGGCUUGUUGUUGAAACAACAGUUGACUACAAACGAAGGAGGUAAUGUGGAGACAUCGAAGAUAUUCAGCUCAAAAGAGCUGGAGAAAGCGACGGAUAACUUCAACAAGAACAGGGUUCUUGGGCAAGGAGGUCAAGGCACUGUCUACAAAGGAAUGUUGGUAGAUGGACGAAUCGUUGCUGUGAAAAGGUCUAAGGUUUUGGAUGAAGACAAAGUUGAGGAGUUCAUCAAUGAAGUUGGUGUUCUCUCGCAGGUUAACCAUAGAAACAUUGUCAAACUCAUGGGGUGUUGUCUUGAGACAGAGGUUCCUAUCUUGGUUUAUGAGCAUAUUCCAAAUGGAGACCUAUUCAAGCGGCUUCACGAUGAUUCUGAUGAUUACUCAAUGACUUGGGAUGUACGAUUGCGCAUCGCUGUUGAGAUUGCAGGAGCGCUUGCUUACUUACACUCGGCUGCAUCAACUCCGGUCUAUCACAGAGAUGUCAAGAGCACAAACAUACUUUUGGAUGAUAAGUAUAGAGCCAAGGUAUCGGAUUUCGGGACCUCGAGAUCUAUAAACGUAGACCAAACUCACUUGACAACUCUAGUUGCAGGUACUUUUGGAUACUUGGAUCCAGAGUACUUUCAAACUAGCCAGUUUACGGAUAAGAGCGAUGUUUAUAGUUUUGGGGUCGUCUUGGUUGAGCUCAUAACUGGAGAAAAACCGUUUUCUGUAAUGCGGCCUGAAGAAAACAGAGGACUUGCGUCUCAUUUCAUUGAGGCCAUGAAACAGAACAGAGUUCUUGAUAUUGCUGAUUCUCGGAUCAAAGAAGAUUGCAAGUUGGAACAUGUGUUGGCAGUGGCAAAACUUGCCAGAAGGUGUUUAAGUCUAAAAGGGAAGAAACGGCCAAAUAUGAGAGAGGUUUCGAUUGAGCUUGAGAGGAUCCGUUCAUCUCCUGAGGACUUAAAAGUACGUAUCGAAGAGGAGGAAGAAGAAGAAGAAGAACCUGCCAUGGAAAUCAUCAUGGAUGAUCCUUGGAGCGUCAACAUGACUGCUCCAGCUUCCCUCUUUGAUUUAUCGCCCAAGUUAGAUGUUGAACCGCUGGUUCCUCAACAAACAUGGUGAUGAUGAAACCUGAAACACUGCAAAUAUAUAAAAACUGUUGUUCAUUUGUUCCCUUUUCAAUGUCACACCCUUCGUUAAUCCAA